Messenger RNA from Cladocopium goreaui, 348 nucleotides. Lineage: Eukaryota; Dinophyceae; Suessiales; Symbiodiniaceae. The record is from the annotation of a GenBank genome assembly.
GGAGCGGGUGCCUUUACGCAGGACCCACAGGUAAUUCAAGGCGCGAAAAUUGGUGUCCUGCCCUUCAUCUUGAUUUUAUGCGUGAUGCAUCCCACCCGCGUUUGCCAAAAUUCCUUGGUGGUCCACGGUGACCUCGGCUUCUAUGUGUGCGCUCAGACGGGUCUCUCGCUUCUCUUCUUUGUGGGUUUGACGCUGCUGGCUGGGAGGUGUGCCAUUGGAAGCAUUUCAGCCUAUCGCAGCAUGUUGUUGGCGACCUUGAUCUUUUACAUAGCCAGCUUCGGCACCUAUGGCUCGCGGGUGCGCUACCUCAACCGACGCCUGGGUGGCUGAAGAUGCCGCGGCCGAAAA